AUUAUCUUUUCCCCUUUUUAUUUUCUUGGAAGUUUUGUAUUUUGUGGCUAAGACUUUUUCUCAGAGUGAGGAGAAGAAGAAGAAUGAUGAGUAAGAAAAAAGUAGAGCUGGUCUUUCUUCCAAUUCCGUUCAUGGGUCAUAUAGUCUCAAUGACUGAGCUGGCCAAGAACCUCAUAGCUCGAGACCAUCGCAUCUCUAUUACCAUUCUCAUCAUAAAGUUCCCCACCACCCCAGACGUCAACGCUCGCAUCCAAUCUCUCUCUGGUUCCGUCGCCAGAAUCCGCUUCAACGAACUGCCUCACCUUGACCUACCUUCACCCAACACGGCUCAGACUCCAGAAGCCAUGGUAUGCACCUUCAUAGAAGGGCAUAAACCCCUUGUCAAGAACAAACUCACCCAACUCUUCUUCACACCCGAGUCAUCAGAUGCCAAACCAGAUCGACUCGCCGGGUUAUUCAUCGAUAUGGCGUGCACCACCAUGAUCGAUUUGGCCAAUGAACUUGGGAUCCCUUCCUAUAUCUUCUACCCAUCUAACGCUUGCAUCCUGGGACUCUCACUCCACCUCCCCGCACUCGACACCCACAUCCACUCGGACUUCAUGGACUCGGAGACUGAGUUAACUAUCCCGAGUUUCAAUCAUUCAGUCCCUCCACAGUUCUUGCCUAUGUGUUUAUGGAGCAAAAACCACAGCGGGUUUACCUGGGCCACCUAUCACAGCCGUAGGUUCAAGGAUGCAAGGGGUAUUAUCGUAAAUACAUUUUCUGAGCUUGAACCCUACGCGGUUCACUCGUUCUCUUUGGAUGAUUCAAUUCCGCCUGUGUACCCGGUUGGGCCGUUGGUCGAUCUCCAGGGUCUGAUCCACUCGCAAUUCGAUCGGACCCAAUUCCGGAGCACAAAGAGAUGGCUGGAUGACCAGCCCACGUCAUCGGUGGUCUUCUUGUGCUUCGGCAGCAUGGGGAGCUUCAGUGCACCGCAAGUGAAGGAGAUAGCUGUUGGGCUUGAUAGGAGCGGGCACAGGUUCUUAUGGUCAUUGCGACAGCCACCUCAGGAAGGAGAAGUUUCUCCUACAGCAUACACGAAUCUAGAGGAGGUGUUGCCGGAGGGAUUCUUAGAUCGGACGACAAAGAGAGGGCUGGUGUGUGGAUGGGUCCCACAGGUGGAUGUGUUGGGUCACCGUGCGAUAGGUGGGUUCGUGUCUCAUUGCGGAUGGAACUCCAUAUUGGAGAGCUUAUGGUUCGGUGUGCCCAUCGCAGCGUGGCCACUGCAUGCAGAGCAGCAUCUGAAUGCGUUUGAGAUGGCAAAGGAGUUAGGAGGAUUGGUGGUGGAGCUCAGAUUGGAUUACAGAGGAGGAGAUGAUUUGGUGAUGGCGGAGGAGGUGGAGAGAGCGGUUAGCUGUUUGAUGGAUUCUGAUUGUAAGGUAAGGAAGAAGGUCAAGAACAUAGAGGAGAAUAGCAGGCGGGCUCUGAUGGACGGUGGAUCAUCAUUUAUUUCCUUGGGAUGCUUGAUUGAAGAUCUGAUGGAUGAGAGGUGACAAAGAUUUUUUUUUGCUCUAUAAAAUGGAAUAGAAUGAUAUCGAGCUUAAUCGAUCCCUGAUCCUAAUUUUUUCGAUUCUAUUCCACGUGUAUGGUUAUGCAUUACAUUGAUGUGACUGGUGUGAUUAAAUUUUCCAUCCUCCACCAUAAAAUUAUACUUACCAUGGUUUCAAAUAUUCGGUAUUAUAUUUACUGAAUC
Molecule: messenger RNA, 1732 nt
Organism: Macadamia integrifolia
Lineage: Eukaryota; Viridiplantae; Streptophyta; Magnoliopsida; Proteales; Proteaceae
Product: anthocyanidin 3-O-glucosyltransferase 2-like
Exons: 1
Coding region: 84-1532 (482 amino acids)
Molecular function (GO): UDP-glycosyltransferase activity
Source: RefSeq, a predicted model, not a curated record